UUCCAGUUGAGGCUGUAUGGUUUUGAUCGUUAACGGUGUUGUACAUAUAGCUAGUGAGAGACUGAAACCUGUUGGGAACAGAAAAAAAAAUCAACACACAAAUUAUUUGUAUCGUGUUCACGGCGUGUAUUUUCGCUUCGUUCGAAUAUAUAUCUAGUCGUGUGUAAGUGUCUAUCAUAUUCACACUGUGUUCGAUUCGAAGAGAUUGCGAUAAAAGAUAUAAAUCAUGGGCGAGAACAAGCAAACACGUUUAUGUCAUAUAGUUAAACGUGACGAUUUUGAUGGUUACGGUUUCAAUUUGCAUGCAGAAAAAGGUAAACCCGGCCAAUAUAUUGGUAAAGUGGACGAUCAAUCGCCAGCUGAAGUGGCCGGACUGAAACAGGGUGAUCGUAUCAUUGAAGUAAAUGGCGUUAAUAUUGGAAAUGAAACACAUAAGCAAGUGGUGCAGCGCAUAAAAGCGAUUUCAGACGAAGUGCAAUUGCUUGUCAUUGAUCCAACAAUUGCGUUCAUUCCAAAUAAUAAUGAAGUUGUCGAUGGUAAUAAGGCUAAUAAUAGCGUGACAAGCACAACAACACCAUCGUCCGAUCACAUCGAUGCAAAUGACACAACUGACGCAGUAACAGCAACUACAAACGGCAAAAAUGGUCAAUCACCAAAUUCAAAUAAAUCGAAUGAUUCGCAUGCACACAAUCCCACAAUGAACACAUCAUUAUCGAUGACAACAACAACAACAGCAGCGGUAACAACAACAACAACCACAACGGCCACAGCAACAACAAAAGGUGCCAACAGUGAAGGACUUAACUUAACAAUGACUGCAGCUGAACUGCGCGCAAAACUAGCCGCCAAAAAGAAAUACGAUCCAAAAAGUGACACCGUUGACCUACGGAAGAAAUACGAAAUCGUACAAAAACUCUGAUCAUAAUAAAGAAGAAGAUACACCCCGAAACAACAUUCCAUGUAGACCAAGAGCAGACAAAAGUAUAACGCCUACGGUAAAUUUACGUAGCGGCCAUCACCAUUGGAUUUAAAAUGUUAAAAGCAAACAACAAAUCAAAAUUAAUUUUAUGCAUGCAAAAUAGGUUGCAGCUAUCUUCUUUUUUUUCAUCUUAUUUUAAAAUUCUGCAAGCGUCGCAAAGCGCACAAUAGCGACUGGGAAUGAUAUAGUUUUUUUUUGUUUUAAUUCGUCAGCAAAAUAAUAAAAAAUCAGCGACAAAAAAAAAAGUUGAAAAAAAAUAUAUAAG
Contarinia nasturtii (swede midge) is the source of this 1244-nucleotide messenger RNA. Its product is annotated as Na(+)/H(+) exchange regulatory cofactor NHE-RF2. Bases 227 to 919 code for a protein of 230 amino acids. Gene Ontology annotation, cellular component: apical plasma membrane. Gene Ontology annotation, molecular function: protein binding; protein-membrane adaptor activity. Lineage: Eukaryota; Metazoa; Arthropoda; Insecta; Diptera; Cecidomyiidae. Gene Ontology annotation, biological process: protein localization to plasma membrane. The transcript is spliced from 3 exons. The record is from RefSeq and is a predicted model, not a curated record.